Molecule: messenger RNA, 594 nt
Organism: Elephantulus edwardii (Cape elephant shrew)
Lineage: Eukaryota; Metazoa; Chordata; Mammalia; Macroscelidea; Macroscelididae
Product: calcium-activated potassium channel subunit beta-2-like
Exons: 4
Coding region: 64-594 (176 amino acids)
Biological process (GO): potassium ion transport; detection of calcium ion
Cellular component (GO): membrane; voltage-gated potassium channel complex
Molecular function (GO): calcium-activated potassium channel activity; potassium channel regulator activity
Source: RefSeq, a predicted model, not a curated record
UUUCACCGUUCCUCCAGGACUUCGACUAUAAGAAAAGGAACCCCUGAACCAACAUCCUCUAAGAUGUUUAUAUGGACCAGUGGCCGGACCUCUUCAUCUUAUAGACACGAUGAGAAAAGAAAUAUUUACCAAAAAAUCAAGGACCACGACCUCCUGGACAAAAGGAAAACAGUGACAGCGCUGAAAGCAGGAGAGGACCGGGCUAUUCUCCUAGGACUGGCCAUGAUGGUGUGCUCCAUCAUGAUGUACUUUCUUCUGGGAAUCACGCUCCUCCGUUCUUACAUGCAAAGGUUGUCUGGAGGCACGAGGUGUUCCUAUAUACCUAAGUGUGGAAAAAACUUUGAAGAAUCGAUGUCCCUGGUGAAUGUUGUCAUGGAAAACUUCAGGAAAUACCAACACUUCUCCUGCUAUUCUGACCCGGAAGGAAACCAGAAGAGCGUCAUCCUAACCAAACUCUACAGUUCCAAUGUGCUGUUCCAUUCACUCUUCUGGCCAACAUGUAUGAUGGCUGGUGGUGUGGCCAUCGUCGCCAUGGUGAAACUCACACAGUAUCUCUCCCUGCUCUGUGAAAGGAUCCAACGGAUCAAUAGAUAA